This is a messenger RNA of Funneliformis mosseae, 690 nucleotides long. Lineage: Eukaryota; Fungi; Glomeromycota; Glomeromycetes; Glomerales; Glomeraceae. The record is from the annotation of a GenBank genome assembly.
AUGUCAGACGAAAACUUUACAGAGUCAAGGCCGCCAAGUUACGGUAGUAUAGGUUCAACUUCAGCUGAACAUUACAAGUGGGAUAUUUUAAUAUUAGGAGCGACGGGGUGGUGUGCCGUAUUCCUCGUGAGAAAACCCACAUUUUUUAUAUUUUCAAAAUUAAUCAGUUUGAAAGUAUCUACGAGCUCGAUUUUAACUUUAUUUUUUAUCGGGUUUAUCGAAGAACUCGUUAGAAUGGGUUGGUUGUAUUAUUUUGUGGGCGAAGUAGAUAAAUUUUUAAUGGCAUAUUGGUUAGGUUUAGGUUGGGCGACGGGUGAGGCGAUAUUCUUUAUUAUACAAAAUUUUAUAGAGCUCAGGUGGUAUAGAGACGAUUUAGAAAUGGAUGGGAGUAGAUAUGUUGAGGAAAGGAGUGAAAUAGAAGAGAUUUUGGGAAGACCCUUGACCAAAAUUUCCGCUUGGUGGGGUGUAAUGUGGAGAUUUUCUUGGAUAAUGAUUCACAUUGGUUUUAGUUGCUGGAUUGCUUCCAUCUCUUUGUUGGUUUAUCCCGCCGCUUUAAUUCAUGGUUUACUUCUUGUCGUUUGGGGGUAUUGUUUACCUUCCUUCGGCAUUCCCGCUACAAGUUACGGAACCUUGCUUAUUUCCAUGACCAUCUUCUUAAUCGGUUUGGCGUUAUUUGGUCAAAUAGUAUAA